This is a messenger RNA of Parastagonospora nodorum SN15, 1918 nucleotides long. RefSeq lists its product as hypothetical. The record is from RefSeq and is a predicted model, not a curated record. The coding region runs from base 174 to 1577 and encodes 467 amino acids. Gene Ontology annotation, cellular component: fungal-type cell wall. Lineage: Eukaryota; Fungi; Ascomycota; Dothideomycetes; Pleosporales; Phaeosphaeriaceae. The transcript has a single exon. Gene Ontology annotation, biological process: fungal-type cell wall polysaccharide metabolic process.
CUCUUUGAGCCUUUGCUCGGUCCAUUCAUUGUCGUUGUAGACGCCACCUUCUUUACAGAAAUCACUCGCAAUAGCCCUGGUCGGCACCGUUACCUCGCGCUCAUCCAGCAGCAGCAACUUGCAAAUUUACCGUGUUCAUACUUUGACGCAUCAGUAACUCGAACUCCAUCGAAAUGCCUUCCAUGAAGAUCGCCCUCUUGGCAAUGGCCUCGGCCGUUGUCGCCGUCCCCCACGUCGGUCACGACAAGUUCCACCACAGGCGCGGAGCUGCGAAGCCUUACCCCAACGGUGGCUGGGGCAACACCAACAGCACUGCUGUCGCCUACGCCACUGGCUACCCUACUGGCGGCUCGGACAGCACUAUUGAUGUUACCUCGACCUCGACCACCACCUUGAAGAAGACCGUCACCAUCAAGGCCUCUUCCACUCCCGUCGCUGCCGCCCAGAACGUCCCUACUGGCGCUGGCGGUGAUGACCAAUGUGGUCCUGCUACCGUCACCGUGACUGCGUCCGAGAAGGUCACCGUCACUGUGACUCCUGGUGGUGGUGCUGGUGUCCCAUCGUCAUCGGCCCCCGCCGCUGCUGAGUCCUACGGCAACGGAUACGGCGCUUCCAGCCCUGCUGCUGCCGUCCCUACUCCGGCUGUUCCUGAGGUCAAGACCUCUUCCAAGGUCGAGGAGGCCAAGACCACCCCGGCCCCUGAGAAGCCAUCUUCUGCUGCUGCUUCCCUCACACCCGCGUCCUCGUACCCCGAGUAUGCGGCCAGCUCUGUUGUGAUUGCUUCGUCUGUCGCUCCCUCUUCAGCCGCUGCCUCCUCCGCCGCGCCAUCCCCCAGCGCCGGCACAGGUAACGGCUACUCCGGCAGCAAGCGUGGUCUCGCCUACAACGAGGCCGCUCUCUGCAAGACCUUCGGCAGCAAGUUCGGCUUCGGCUACAACUGGGGCCAAGUCGAGAACAACGACAUUGGCACUGACUUCAUCCCCAUGAUGCACGGCCCGUCCAAGAGCUCUGCCGAUGAGUGGCUCGCCAACGUCGACAAGGCCGCCAAGAAGGGCUCCAAGGCCGUCAUGGGUUUCAACGAGUGCGACCACGCCUCGCAGUGCAACAUGUCGCCCGAAGCCGCCUGCGCCUCAUGGAAGACCUACAUGAACCCCAUCGCAUCUUCGCACCCUGACAUGACCAUCAUCGGCCCGUCCGUCACCAACGGCCCCAAGACCGACGGAAUGGGUCUCGCCUGGUUGUCCAAGUUCCACGAGGUCUGCCCCGACGCCGUCGUACACGCCUCCAACAUCCACUUCUACGACAUCUACAACGAGGGCACCGUCCAGCGCUUCAAGGACCACGUCGAGGAGGCCGCCAAGAUCUACGGAAAGCCCGUCUGGGUCACCGAGUUCGGUCUUAACCCCGGCUCCGCGUCUGAGGACCAGGCUGCUUCGUUCCUCAAGGAGUGCAUGGCUUACCUCGACUCGUCCGACAAGGUCCAGGGUUACUCCUGGUUCAUGGUCGGAUCCGGCGAGAACCAGCUCAACUCUGGCAACGGCCUCAGCAAGGUCGGUCAGGUUUACGCUGCGUACUAAAUUUAGUCGUGGGGAUGUGUGACGAUAUUGGCAUCGGAUCCAAAGGGCGUUUUGUGUGGCAUUUGCAAAUUCGGCGCGCGCUGAGAGAAAACAGCUUUCUUCGUGUACAUGGGUUGGGUUGGGAACACUGUAAACAAAUCAUCUGGGACGCCGAUGCGCGUCACCUUGAAUAUUUUGUAUAACUUCUAUUUCGCGAACUUUAGGGGAGGAACGUGGUGGUUUGGUGGAGCGAUGUAUGAGAAUGAAGAUUUGUCUUUGUGGCAAAAAUAUGUCAUGUGCAAGACUGCUGUGAACUGCAUGUGUGAUUUACAGUAUCAAUGGCCAUUGCUCAACAUGUUGAA